GUCAAACUAUCGAUUUGGCAAAUCGAAUCGAAUCGAGUGUUAUGUAUGUUAUAUAGGUUAUAUUUUCUAAGUAACAUUCCAUGACAGCUUUGUUCUCAUUUGACAUUAAUAAGAAUUUAUUUUUUUAAACUCCUUUGCUACUUAUCUUUCAUAGUCUAAAUGGAAACUAAACCAAAAAGUGAACAUCCGUUAGAAUUAAAAGUGAUGAGAUUAACGAGGCCUAUGCUUGCAAGUCCAAUAGUUGUUACUUGUGAUUCAACAGAUCUUCCUGGUAAUACUUUAAAUAAUGAGCUUAAAAAUGAUUGUACUGCUUUGCAAGGAAUGGAAACUCUUGCAGUAGGACAGUUUAUGGUAUUACCACAAAGUUUUGGGAAUAUUUAUUUGGGAGAAAUAUUUUCAAGUUAUCUUUGUGUACAUAAUGGUAGUAAUCAGUUAGUAAAGAAUGUUACUGUUAAAGCAGACUUACAAACAAGUACUCAGAUGCUAUCACUUUGUGGUAGUAAUAGAGAAAUGAAAGAUUUAGCACCAGAUAAUACAGUUGAUGAUGUCAUACAUCAUGAAGUGAAAGAAAUAGGCACCCAUAUAUUAGUGUGUGAAGUAACUUAUACUCUGGUGAAUUUAGGUAGUACUCCACAAUCAUUUAGAAAAUAUUUUAAAUUUCAAGUAAUAAAACCAUUAGAUGUUAAAACAAAAUUUUACAAUGCAGAGUCAGAUGAAGUUUAUCUGGAAGCACAAAUACAGAAUCUUACAGCUGGACCAAUUUGUUUAGAAAAAGUUUCACUUGAAUCAUCUCAUUUAUUUAGUGUAUCAACAUUAAAUACAAAUGAAAAAGGUGAAUCUAUUUAUGGAUCAGUUAAUAUAUUAGACACUGAUUGCAGUAGACAAUAUUUAUAUUGUUUAAAACCACAGUUAAGUUUAUUGAAAGAUCCAAAAAUGAUGCAUAAUGCAACAAACAUUGGAAAGUUAGAUAUUGUUUGGAGAAGUAAUUUGGGAGAAAGGGGAAGAUUACAAACAAGUCAAUUACAAAGAAUGGCACCGGAAUAUGGCGAUAUACGAGUUACUAUGAAAAAUAUUCCUCUUACAGUUUAUCUUGAACAAUCGAUGAAUUUUAAUUGUCAUAUAAUAAAUACGUCAGAAAGGAGCAUGGAUUUAAUGUUAAGUCUGGAAUCAAGUAAUUCUAUAGCAUGGUGUGGAAUAUCUAAUACAAUGAUAGGAACAUUAAAACCUGGUGUUUCGAAAGAUAUUCCUUUAUGUUUAAUUGCGUUACGUAGUGGUAUUGUGACAAUUUCGGGAUUAAAAUUAACAGAUACAUUUUUGAAAAGAGUAUAUGAUUAUGAUGACUUAGCACAAAUAUUUGUUAGCCAAAUGGACUAGUCAAAAUGAUAAUAAAUUAGUGAAACUAU
This is a messenger RNA of Frieseomelitta varia, 1403 nucleotides long. Its product is annotated as trafficking protein particle complex subunit 13. The record is from RefSeq and is a predicted model, not a curated record. Gene Ontology annotation, cellular component: TRAPPIII protein complex. Bases 160 to 1374 code for a protein of 404 amino acids. NCBI's taxonomy places the organism in Eukaryota, Metazoa, Arthropoda, Insecta, Hymenoptera, Apidae. The transcript has 10 exons.